AUGAUCCCGUCGCGCGCCCGGGUUCUGCACGCAGGCGCAGGCUUUGGGCGCACAACCACCCCGCAUUGCCAUAGUCGCACAGCGAACGUACUGCGCGAAAUCCGCUGCGGUACCACCAACACAACGAAACGAUGGAAUGCGUCGCCCAAACCCGUGGGGCAGCAGGCGCCAGAGUCUGUAACCACCAUUCCUGGACCGAGUUGGCUGUGGCUCGAGCCCAUCUACGAGCCGUUCCGCGCUUAUGGUAGGGUGCAGAGGAGGAGGCCGUACAUGACGCAGUUUGUGAGCUCGUUGGUCAUCUAUUUGGUGGGCGACUUUGUUGCGCAGAGUAUUGGGCUACCGGCUGAGGUUGUAGAGAGUGUGGACGGAGAGGACGAGGUGGAGAAGGGCUGGGUGCAGGCGUGGGCUGAAGAGAGGGACUGGGCGAGGACAGGAAGAGCGCUUUUGAUCGGGGGUGCGGCAGCAGUGCCGGGAUACAAGUGGUUUCUGUGGUUAAGUAACUCUUUCAACUACAGCUCUAAGACGCUGUCGCUGGCGACAAAGGUUACUGUCAACCAGCUCCUCUUUACGCCCUUGUUCAAUUCGUACUUCUUCGGCAUGCAAUCGCUCCUCACCGGUAUGACCAUCACCGAGACCGUUGAGCGCAUAAAGAACACGGUGCCUGUGUCGUGGAUCAACAGCUGCAAGCUCUGGCCCGCAGUCACAGCAUUUUCGUUUGCAUUCAUACCUAUCGAAUACCGCAGCAUAUUCGGCGGUGUCAUCGCGAUCGGAUGGCAGACCUAUCUUUCGUUAUUGAAUCAGAGAGCUGCAGCUGAAGAAGAGCUUGAGCACAGCCAUGAGGAUGCAAAGCCACUCUCGAUCAGGCGGUGCGAGGAUGACAGCGGUAGAGAUAAAGAGAAAUGUGCCGCAUAA
This is a messenger RNA of Didymosphaeria variabile, 912 nucleotides long. RefSeq lists its product as uncharacterized. Gene Ontology annotation, cellular component: cytoplasm; mitochondrion; membrane. The transcript has 2 exons. The record is from RefSeq and is a predicted model, not a curated record. The coding region runs from base 1 to 912 and encodes 303 amino acids. Lineage: Eukaryota; Fungi; Ascomycota; Dothideomycetes; Pleosporales; Didymosphaeriaceae.